Messenger RNA from Rotaria sp. Silwood2, 1020 nucleotides. Lineage: Eukaryota; Metazoa; Rotifera; Eurotatoria; Philodinida; Philodinidae. The record is from the annotation of a GenBank genome assembly.
AUGAAGAAACACAUUACAACAAUUAUCGCAGUUGGAAUUGCUCUUCAGUUUGCUUAUUUUUCAUCUUCUGCAGGCACAUCGAUUCGUUUCGAAGAUCGAUCUAAGAGACAGCAACUGCUCGAUUCUCCAUAUGUUGCAUCAAUUCGAAUCGAUGAAGUCAUGGCACAUCUUAAUGAGUUACAACGCAUUGCUAAUGCUGCAAAUGGAACUCGAGCGUUCAAUACGCCAGGAUUCAAUCAUACGCUCGACUAUUUGACAAACUAUCUAUCAGCUAAUACAGAUUUCAAGAUUACGAAAAGCAUUUUUCCUGUGAGAUAUUUCGCUCUCGAAAACGAUCCCAUUUUACUUUCAUCCAUCAAUGGCAAAGUUACUAAUCAUACAUACUCGAAGAAUCACUCCCUAUCCGAAUUUCUCGAAGUUGCAUUCUCGACAUCGAUCAAUUUCUCUAAUUUCGUCCCACUUACUGCUAUUCCCAACGUCGGCUGUUCGGAUUCCGAUUGGCUUGCAGCAAAUCCACCAGCUACUGGUCGAGUAGCAUUGGUCAAACGGGGUGGAUGUGCCUUCACUGAUAAAGGUGCACUUGCAGCGAAGUACAAUGUAUCUGGUCUUCUCUUUUACAAUGAUGGCGCAUCGCCCGAUCGCAUGUCACCCAUUUUCGAGAGUCUCGGACAAAAUAAUGCUCUACCAGCAUUUUUUCUCUCGUUUAAUCUCGGUGAAAGUUUGGCAAAUGCAGCUCGAAAUCCAUCAAGUAACGCUAGUAUUAUCUUUAAUAUCUCUGUAGUUGAUGAAAAACCAAUACCAGUCGGCAACAUUUGUGCUGAUACUCCUACAGGUGAUCCCACUCAGACGAUCGUGAUCGGAAGUCAUACCGAUAGUGUCUUAGCUGGACCCGGCAUUAAUGAUAAUGGUGAGUACGAAAUAUUCCAAUGUUUCUGGCAUCAUCCGAAAACGCAUACAGUUAAUGAUGUGCGAUUUCCACCAUUCGAUGAUCAUAACCAACCACGUAAAACCAAACGAUAA